Molecule: messenger RNA, 851 nt
Organism: Juglans microcarpa x Juglans regia
Lineage: Eukaryota; Viridiplantae; Streptophyta; Magnoliopsida; Fagales; Juglandaceae
Product: cyclin-dependent protein kinase inhibitor SMR6-like
Exons: 1
Coding region: 347-670 (107 amino acids)
Biological process (GO): regulation of DNA endoreduplication
Source: RefSeq, a predicted model, not a curated record
GUAUAAGCAAACAUUGAACCUGUUUUUCCUCUCUCUCUCUCCUUCCUCAUAAUUUAAAUCCUAUUUUUAGAACUCCUUUUGUUCUCUCUCUCUCACAUGAACUCCUUCAAACAGCUUCUUCAAAACUCUUUCCAUCUAAAACAACCCAACACAAAAGCGCUUCCCUUUUCAUCUCCCACCUCUCACCCCCUUUCUUUUGAUUCUUCCUCCUCACCACUUUCCUACUGCUUUCAUUUUAUUCCCUCCCCCCCAUUACCGAUCCUCUGCACCUAACUUUAUUCCCUUAUUCUCGAAUCCUUUAUUUAUUACCUUAAGGAUUUGGCUUGGCUUUGGAUCAGUCAUUAGCAUGGGGUUCUCCGGGAAAGCACUGCAACUGCAGGCUGAUGGAGGCUUGGAAUCGGACGGGAAAAAAUGGGUCAUUGCUGGAAUCCCCUUACGGGCUCCGUUGAAGCCGAUAUAUACCAACCCCGUGGAGGCGUGGGCGGGUAGUGACGGCAGCGAAGAGUGUUCGACGACGCCGACUGGGGAGGAAGCUAGGAUUCCGACCAGGUUGACGUGCCCGCCAGCUCCGAGGAAGCGAAAGCCUUCUUUGAAGUGUAACUACGGCGGUGUCAGGGAGUUCUUCACGCCUCCGGACUUGGAGAGUGUGUUUAUACAGAGGGCUAGCUAGCUUGAUAGUUUGAUUGUGGGAUUGGGGAGAGUUUUAACUUGUUUUUAGUCAACCAAAUUGUGCUAUUCUCCUUCGUGUCUUCUGUUUCUCUCUCUCUCGUUGUAUUCUCUGACUAUGUUAGGCUUCUUUUAGUGGAUUAAUUAGGUCUUUCAUGUACAGGGUCGAUCUCACAAAUAAAUGA